UCACACAGAUUGGGAGCCAGAAGAAAUUGGCCCUAGAAAUUACCUCGAUAUAAAGAAACACACCGGAGAUCACAUUCCAUCCAAUUACAUAGUUCCCAUUUACCCUCACAUCACACGCUGCCACCAGAGACACACACACAAACUUCCAUGGCUUUUGCUGGACAUAUCUGGGCCUCGAUCCUUCCUCCACGACCCCACUUGGCCCUUCCCCUCCUCCCUCCCCUUGGACUUUGCCCUUCUCGCUGGCCAGGCAGGGGGGCCAGAGUCCGGGCUUGACUCAUACCCCACCUCGCUGGGGCUGAGAUCCCAGCUCCGUAACAGAAAACACCACCACUUCAGCUCCAACCCCGCGGAGAACCACCCAGCCCAGAACUCCCGGGAGAGGCAACUCUCCUGCUCCUUCCCUCCACCAUGGAGUACCUCUCUGCCCUGGACCCCAGCGGCCUGCUCAGGUCAGUAUCCAGUAUGAGCGCCGAUUUGGGCCGUAAGGUCUGGACCUCGGCUCCACCACCCCGGCGACCUUUCCGUGUCUGUGAUCACAAGCGGGCCACCCGGAAAGGCCUGACAGCUGCCACCCGCCGGGAACUGCUAAACAAGGCACUGGAGACUCUGAUGCUGAGUGGGGUGCUAACACUGGUGCUGGAGGAGGAUGGGACCACAGUGGACAGCGAGGACUUCUUCCAGCUGUUGGAGGAUGACACAUGCCUGAUGGUGCUGGAGUUGGGACAGAGCUGGAGCCCCAGCAGGGGUGGGGUGCUGUCGUAUGGCCUGGGCCGGGAGAAGCCCAAGCACAGCAAGGACAUCGCCCGCAUCACCUUCGAUGUGUACAAGCAAAACCCUCGAGACCUCUUUGGCAGCCUGAACAUCAAAGCCACGUUCUACGGGCUCUACUCCAUGAGCUGUGACAUUCAAGGACUCGGCCCAAAGAAAAUACUCAGGGAGCUCCUCCGAUGGGCCUCCGCACUGCUGCAAGGCCUGGGCCACAUGCUGCUGGGAAUUUCCUCCACCCUUCGUCAUGCAGUGGAAGGGACUGAGCGGUGGCAGCGGCAGGGUCGCCUCCAACCCUACUGAGAAGGGGCUCUGAGCUUCUGCCCCUAGACUCAUUCCAAGAGACAGACUGUAAGGACUGUGACAGCGUCAAGUUUGGGGCCUACACACAGUGCAGGCUCACUAACUCGCCUGUUUUCCCCAGUCUUCUGAUCCCAUAGUGACAGGCCCAUCAGCCUAACGCCUUCCACCCCAGCCUAUACCCAUUGCUGAAGAAUACUAUCCAUUCCUAGCCAUCUUUCCAGCCUCCCACUUACCCUGAAAGGCCACAGCCUGUCCACAGGCAUCUGGAUCCCACCCUGAUUGCUGCUACAUCUAGAGGUCCUUACCACUCCCUCCCUGUCCCUAAGCUCCCCAGUGCCCUGAAGAGAGCCCUCUCUAACUUUACCUUGAGAUCUCUAUUUCUUUGUACCCUUCCCCCCCAAAAUAACAAAGGUGUUUCCAGUAAAAAUAUA
Messenger RNA from Eubalaena glacialis (North Atlantic right whale), 1502 nucleotides. It is a transcript of the gene CIDEB, whose product is annotated as cell death inducing DFFA like effector b. The record is from RefSeq and is a predicted model, not a curated record. Lineage: Eukaryota; Metazoa; Chordata; Mammalia; Artiodactyla; Balaenidae. The coding region runs from base 412 to 1071 and encodes 219 amino acids. Gene Ontology annotation, biological process: apoptotic process; regulation of apoptotic process. The transcript is spliced from 5 exons.